AUGAAUGAAGCGGCUAGGAUUUUAGAGGCGAUUAGAGAGGUCAUUUCAGUGAGGGAGACUAAGGUGAAGCUCGGUGGCUAUGGUGAUCUUUGGGUAAUGGAGGAGAUGGACCAUGGAGCUGGUGUUGUGAAGCUAUGGCUGCGAGGCUGGGCAAGUGAAAGUGCUGGUUUGAUCAUCUUUUGGAUAGCUAUAAGCAUCGGGGCACCUGUCUUUGAAGAACUUGGAGAAACUAGUUGGACCACAACUUCCAGGUCCACCAGUGGUGCAACAAUAUUGAUUGGUCUUAAAAACCAUACAUGGGUUGUUGCAGCCACCAGUAGCCCGCAACACAAUAGGGCACUGACCGUUGAUAUCGACGGCACACUGGAUUCCUCGACAGGCAUUGGAGGUUGGACUAAAGUCCAGUGGGAUGUUGAACCCAUCAACAAGAGAGAUAUCGAGAUAGUCUAA
This is a messenger RNA of Dovyalis caffra, 450 nucleotides long. The record is from the annotation of a GenBank genome assembly. Lineage: Eukaryota; Viridiplantae; Streptophyta; Magnoliopsida; Malpighiales; Salicaceae.